AUGCGUGUGAAGGUUGUCGAGAGAGCGAAUACUGCUUUGCCAGGAUCUCCUCAGACUCAAAGUAUUGCUAAAAUAACGAUAGAAAGCAUUAAUUUGAAAGUGCCACAUCUCACACCCAACGAUGACAUAAAGUUGCAGCUGUUGACACGUAUCAAAGCAGAUGAGCCUAUGAUGAUACCGUUUCGCCGAUGGGAAUUGCACGAGCUACCAGCACUCACACAAGGAUCCACUAUUGAAAUUUGGUCUGUCAAGACAUGUUCUGCAUUGGACAGUCCAAGAUAUGUUAUAGUAUUUUUCCAAACGAAAAAAGCCGAUAAUUUGCAUGAAGACGUCACCUUGUUCGAUGAUGCCAACAUCAAAUCCAUACGAUUGGCUCUGAAUAGCGACUAUUAUCUGCAAGAACGAAUGCUAUUGGACUUUUCCAAAGACCAAUAUGCUGACGCCCACUUCAACUAUACAGAGUUCAACAAGAGCUACCAUAACUGUCAAGAAAAGCGCUCUCUAGUAAACUUUGCCGAAUUCAAAUCCCGACCAAUGUUUGUUAUCGAUUGCUCGAGGCGCUAUCUGGGUCUAAAGUCGUCCACAGUUGACAUAAAUGUGAAGGUUGUCGAGAGAGCGAAUACUGCUUUGCCAGGAUCUCCUCAGACUCAAAGUAUUGCUAAAAUAACGAUAGAAAGCAUUAAUUUGAAAGUGCCACAUCUCACACCCAACGAUGACAUAAAGUUGCAGCUGUUGACACGUAUCAAAGCAGAUGAGCCUAUGAUGAUACCGUUUCGCCGAUGGGAAUUGCACGAGCUACCAGCACUCACACAAGGAUCCACUAUUGAAAUUUGGUCUGUCAAGACAUGUUCUGCAUUGGACAGUCCAAGAUAUGUUAUAGUAUUUUUCCAAACGAAAAAAGCCGAUAAUUUGCAUGAAGACGUCACCUUGUUCGAUGAUGCCAACAUCAAAUCCAUACGAUUGGCUCUGAAUAGCGACUAUUAUCUGCAAGAACGAAUGCUAUUGGACUUUUCCAAAGACCAAUAUGCUGACGCCCACUUCAACUAUACAGAGUUCAACAAGAGCUACCAUAACUGUCAAGAAAAGCGCUCUCUAGUAAACUUUGCCGAAUUCAAAUCCCGACCAAUGUUUGUUAUCGAUUGCUCGAGGCGCUAUCUGGGGGCACUCAAGGAUGACCAAUUGCAACAACGCCAACAACUAGUCGACGACUUGAAUUUGGACCAAUCUGAUCGAGGAUUUUCUGGAUUUCAAUAUAUUUUUCUGGAACCGAUGACAACUGUGGAAGAGAACGGAAUGUCAGAUAAAGAAACAUUAGAACCCAAGAGGAAGGAACAUCGGAGAGUUCUUUCAAUGCUCGAUUGA
Messenger RNA from Phaedon cochleariae (mustard beetle), 1362 nucleotides. The record is from the annotation of a GenBank genome assembly. Lineage: Eukaryota; Metazoa; Arthropoda; Insecta; Coleoptera; Chrysomelidae.